UUUUUUUUUUAAAUAAAACUAUCAUUCAUUGUUUAUACUGGUCCUGAAAAAAUUGCGUUUAUUGAACUGCGCUUUUGAAUUGAAUCCACUCGUCAAAAAUCAAAAUAUUGGCUAAUUUUUCUUUUUGACCUUUCUCUUCCUUUUAUUUAUUUUAAUCACAUAACAUGAUUUUUGGGUUUUAAUCAUAUAGAUUUGGGUUUCAUUUGGAUAUUUUUACUUGUAAUUUAUAUUUGCAUCAGACAUGGAUAUAGACAUCGAAGUUAAACCAGAGAAGGAAAGUGAAAUAAAUUAUGCUUGUCCAUACGAGGAGUGUGAUAAACAGUACUCAAGGCCUUCACUUUUAGAACAACAUCUUCGUACACAUUCGAAUGAGCGUCCAUAUGUUUGUCAACAUCCAGGAUGCGAAAAAUCUUUCUUUCGAAGUUCUCAUUUGAAAUCUCACCAGCGUUUUCAUACGAGAAUUAAGCCCUUUACUUGCACCUAUGAAGGAUGCUCUUCUUCAUUCUAUACGUUACAACAUCUGUUACGGCAUGAAGUUAUCCACAAGAAACCUAAACCAUACGUCUGUACAUGGGAGGGUUGUUCACAACGGUUUGUAAAACAUCAACAGCUUCGAUUGCACAUAGCAAAUGAACAUACUCAUGCGUCUCCUUUCCCUUGUACUCAUGCAGGCUGUACUCAAGGAUUUUCGACCAAACAAAAACUGCAAAACCAUAUCAGUCGUAUUCACGAAAAAGUGGUGACCUACAAAUGUCCUCAUGAGUCUUGUAUUGAUAGUCCUGGAUUUGAGAAAUGGAGUCAACUACAAGGACAUAUUCGCGAAGCUCACGUACCUACUUGUUCCUUAUGUGGAAGACGAUUUCGUAGCGCGGCUCAUCUUCGGCACCAUGUUACGCUUCAUAUGACAACGCUCGAAGAAAGGAAGUCUUUUAAGUGCUCUUAUGAAGGGUGUUCCAAAUCUUUUACUAGAAGCUCUGCGUUGAGGAAGCAUAACCAUGUGAUACACGAGGGUGCAUUACCUUUCUCUUGCCCCAACUGCGGAACAAAGUUUGGAUACAAACAUAUGCUUCAAAGGCACAGCGAGAAAAGUGCAUGCCUUCAAUCAAGUAUCUCUCCAGUCAAUGAAACUAGCAGACCAAACUCCCCGGUUUCUUUCUUUGAAGACACCUGUAAAGUGGAUUUAUCGCACACUUCUUCUAACGUCGAACAAGUUGUAAACCAACUCACGGGAUACGGUUACGAAGAUAAUCGCCUUUUCCCUUGUCUAGUUCCUGGCUGUGAGUACCGAUUUAAAAGACUUUACGAUCUUCAAAGACACGGAACUUCGUAUCAUGAUAUACCUUCGACUGAAAUAAAUACUCUCAAUGUAGAGGCUAUGUCAAACUCUUAGUUAACAGAGUAUCAAAUGUUGUUUUCAUAUUUUAUUUUAUUUUAUUGAUUACACUCAAAAAGCUUUUUAGCUUGUCAUUUUGAAAAUAGGACAACAGAUUUUUGCGUAAAUUUGCCUUUUGCCUUUUCAGAGCGAUUUAAGGCGUAAAGCAUUACAGCUGUUUAUGUGAAGAUGGGGUAACUAGUCAUAGAUUAAAUAGAAACGUAAACAUAUGCAAACAAAGAAAUUCUCUCUUAAUAAAGUCA
Schizosaccharomyces cryophilus OY26 is the source of this 1635-nucleotide messenger RNA. RefSeq names its product RNA polymerase III transcription factor tfiiia. The transcript is spliced from 2 exons. Gene Ontology annotation, biological process: regulation of transcription by RNA polymerase II. Bases 242 to 1390 code for a protein of 382 amino acids. NCBI's taxonomy places the organism in Eukaryota, Fungi, Ascomycota, Schizosaccharomycetes, Schizosaccharomycetales, Schizosaccharomycetaceae. The record is from RefSeq and is a predicted model, not a curated record. Gene Ontology annotation, cellular component: nucleus.